Penicillium digitatum Pd1 is the source of this 1902-nucleotide messenger RNA. RefSeq lists its product as uncharacterized. Lineage: Eukaryota; Fungi; Ascomycota; Eurotiomycetes; Eurotiales; Aspergillaceae. The record is from RefSeq and is a predicted model, not a curated record.
AUGGUUGCCCCUACUAUCAAGCUUAGCAAUGGCUAUGAGAUGCCCAUUGUGGGUUUCGGCCUCUGGAAGGUCAACAACGACACUUGUGCCGACCAGAUCUACAAUGCCAUUAAGGCUGGCUAUCGUCUCUUCGAUGGUGCCUGCGGUACAUUCACCCUCCCCCAAAUCAAGCCCUGUCUGAAACUAACACCGCAAAUCCCAGACUAUGGCAAUGAAGUCGAAGCCGGCCAGGGUGUAGCUCGUGCCAUUAAGGACGGUCUCGUCAAGCGUGAGGAGCUUUUCAUCGUGUCCAAGCUCUGGAACAGCUUCCACGAGGCUGACAAGGUCGAGCCCAUCGCCCGCAAGCAGCUCGCCGACUGGGGCGUUGACUACUUUGAUCUAUACAUCGUGCACUUCCCCAUUGCCCUGAAGUACCUUGACCCCUCCGUGCGCUACCCUCCCAGCUGGACCACCGCCGAGGGCAAGAUCGAAUUCGCCAACGCACCCAUCCACGAGACCUGGGGCGCAAUGGAAACCCUUGUUGAUAAGAAGCUGGCUCGCAGCAUUGGUGUCAGCAACUUCAGUGCCCAGCUGCUGAUGGAUCUGCUCCGCUACGCCCGUAUCCGGCCCGCCACCCUCCAGAUCGAGCACCACCCCUACCUCACCCAGACCCGUCUUGUUGACUACGCCCAGAAGGAGGGUAUCGCUGUUACUGCUUACUCUUCUUUUGGUCCCCUGAGUUUCAUUGAGCUUGACCUUAAGCACGCUAAGGAUACUCCCUUGCUCUUCGAGCAUGCUACGAUCACCGCCAUUGCUGAAAAGCACGGCCGUACUCCUGCUCAGAUCCUGCUGCGCUGGUCUACUCAGCGCAACAUUGCUGUUAUUCCUAAGAGCAAUGACCCUACCCGUCUUGCGCAGAACUUGACUGUCACUGAUUUCGACCUUGAGGCCAGUGAGCUCGAGGCUAUCAGUGCUCUGGACAAGGGUCUUCGUUUCAACGACCCUGUUGCUACUGAAAACCCUGAGAAAUCCCGUGUCCGCCGUGUCCGGAGACUACGUGAUAUUCCGCCAAGACGUGCCGAUCUCGACGAUCCGCCAAUUUUCUCCGACGUCUCCAUCAGCUUCCAACUUCCCAGCAACACAAUUCUCACAAUGGUGUCCCCUAGUCUAGCGCGCCUCACCGGGCAGGUUCAUAUAACCGGAUUUCCUAUGCCAAAGAACCUAUCCGAAAGCAAGCUGAUACUGGCCGCGCUCCAGAAAUUUGGAGAAGUUACAACAUACCGCAACCUCAAGUACGACACAACAAACACCUCACCAAACCCGAACCGCCCCAUCGUCGCCAUCUUCGAGACAGCCGACGCAGCAGAACGCGCGAUAGCAGCAUCGCCUAUAACCAUUCCCUUACCGACAUCCCCUCUCAGCUCGAUCUCUAAACCUCACACUUCAAUCCAUACUCCCUCCACAUCUACCAACCAACCGUCAAAUUAUCCGCGCUCACUGACCUUCGAAAUCCAACACUCGCGCCACAACCACGCCUCCGCCCUCAAACGCAGCCCCUUCUACUCCACCUACAACCUCUUCAAAAACAACCCUAUCUACGAAGAUCUGAUCAGUGAAGAGACCGGUAUCCCGCUCAAAGAACUGGCUGAUACACUCUCGAGCAAAAAGUAUCCUAUUGGUGCUGGAGUCAAGUUCAAUAUCCAAGAGGAGAAUCGGCGCAUGGGCGCUACGAGUUUGGUGAAUAUGUGGAAGGAGGGGAUGGGUAUGGAGAUUGAGGGUGAGUUUGAGGGGCAGGAUUCUGGUGAGAGUGCUGGGAUUGAACAUGUCGGUGGCAUUAGGGAGCCUGGGGAGGGAUUAGAGGGCGAGAAGCAAAGUUCGGUCCAAGUUCCCUCGGCUCCUUAUAGAAUGCCGCUUGAUCGUUAA